Spinacia oleracea (spinach) is the source of this 2167-nucleotide messenger RNA. Its product is annotated as anaphase-promoting complex subunit 6. Gene Ontology annotation, biological process: cell division; anaphase-promoting complex-dependent catabolic process; positive regulation of mitotic metaphase/anaphase transition. The record is from RefSeq and is a predicted model, not a curated record. Lineage: Eukaryota; Viridiplantae; Streptophyta; Magnoliopsida; Caryophyllales; Amaranthaceae. The transcript has 18 exons. Bases 540 to 1925 code for a protein of 461 amino acids. Gene Ontology annotation, molecular function: protein binding. Gene Ontology annotation, cellular component: cytoplasm; anaphase-promoting complex.
CUCGGAUCCCGCCGAUAUUUAUAUGCAAGCUCAAGCGCUCUUUCUAGGCCGCCAUUUCCGCCGCGCUUUCCACCUACUCAACGCCUCUCACGUCGUCCUCCGCGACCUCCGAUUUCGCUACCUCGCCGCCAAAUGCCUCAUGAAAGGAGAUGCUGAAGGCUCUGAAGGCUCUGCUUAUUCUGUAUGGCACAUGUAGUAUAAGACUAUAAGCUUAAUCCUAUUUGGCUGACUGAUGCAUGAUAGUAUGUUAAGCAUAUGCUGACAAAUGUUUAAGGACAUAAACUAUCUAAAUAUAGCUGAUACCUCGGAAUUUAAGGAGUUUGCAGAUACGAUCCAAUCAAGCUACAAGCACGAGUAGGAGUUUGCAGAUACGAUCCAAUCAAGCUACAAGCACGAGUAGGUAGGUGGCUAAGGGGGACGGGAAGGGGGACCUUUCUUUUGUUAGACCUGAGAAUUGAGAAGCAUCUGUCUAUCUGGAUUGACGGGUGGGACUUCUGUUUGCUCCUGAGGAGUUAAAAGAGUGGGAUCAAUGCUUACAAAUGCUUGGAGAUGCUAAAGUUGACGAGCAUGGUAAUGUUAGCGACAUAAAAGACAGCAAUGUUAUGUAUCUCGACAAGGAUGCACAAGAUCAUGAAAUCAAUAUAUCUGCGGCUAUAUGUUUCCUCAGAGGUAGAGCAUACGAAGCUCUGGAAAAUCGUGCCCAAGCACGCCAGUGGUAUAUAGCUGCAGUCAAAGCCGAUCCUUUGUGUUAUGAGGCUUUGGAGCAUCUCAUUGAAAACCAUAUGCUUACAUGCAAUGAAGAAUCUUCGCUUCUUUCAUCACUGCAAUUUUGUCAUGAAGAUGGGUGGCUUUCUUCAUUUUAUACUUGCCUAAUAAAGAAACAAGAUAAAGAGAAUGUUGUCGAAGCCAAGUUUAAUGACCUUGAGAAAGAAAAUGCCAGCAGUACUCCAUCGGAUUCACCCUUCACAGGAACUUUGAAGAAUAACACAGACCUGUUGGCCUGUAAAGCCGAAUAUUACCAUCAAUGUGGUGAAUAUCAGAAAUGUUUCGAACUAACUUCACUAUUGCUUGAAAAAGAUCCUUUCCAUCUCAAGUGUACUUUGGUGCAUCUAGCUGCUGCCAUGGAACUUGGUCAGUCGAAUGAGCUCUAUAUUAUGGCUUGCAAUUUGGUCAAAGAUUAUCCUCAAAAGCCUCUGUCAUGGUUUGCUGUAGGAUGCUACUAUUAUUGCAUCAGAAAAUAUGACCAAUCACGCCGCUAUUUCAGCAAGGCAACAAGUCUGGAAGGAACAUUUUUAUCUUCUUGGAUUGGUCAAGGGAACGCAUAUGCUGCACUAGAAGAAGGUGAUCAAGCAAUGUUGGCUUACCGCACUGCUGCACGUUUGUUUCCCGGGUUCCUGAUCUUCUCUUCUUCCAGGUGUCAUUUACCAACCUUGUACAUUGGCAUGGAAUAUAUGCGAACACACAGCUUCAAACUCGCGGAGCAGUUUUUCUUGCAGGCCAAAACAAUUUGCUCUUCAGAUCCUCUUGUCUAUAACGAAUUGGGCGUUGUUUCAUAUCACAUGAAGGAGUACAAGAAAGCAGUUCGGUGGUUUGAGAAAACAUUGGCAAGUAUCCCAACAUCUAUGAACGCAACCUGGGAACCCACUAUUGUCAAUCUUGCGCAUGCAUAUAGGAAAUUAAAGAUGUAUCGUGAGGCUAUAAAAUACUAUGAGAAAGCACUUACUUUAUCUACCAAGAGUUUAAGUACUUAUGCGGGUCUUGCUUACACUUACCAUUUGCAGGGAAAUUAUAAUUCUGCAAUUACAAAUUAUCACAAGGCGUUAUGGAUAAAGACGGACGAUCAAUUUUGCACAGAGAUGCUAACUCUAGCACUUGCAGAAGAGAGCCAUUGUGAUCCAGACUCUAUUCCAGGAUUGUUAUCCUAGUGCAGAGCUUCCUUUCAGUUGCAAAUUGGUGUAAUUUUAGAAAUUACUCAUUCUUAUGUACGUAGUACAAGAAAUGUAUCAAUAUGGUGCGGUUCAUUUAUAUGACUAGACGUGUAAAGAUGACACAUGGAUGUGUUGGUUAUUUUUAAACGUUCAACUAGUUUUUGGCCCGGUCGAUGCCCGGGGGACGGGUCGUUAUUGUUGAAAUAGUUGAAAACUUGAAAUAUUUUAAGUGGCCUAAA